AUGGUCGUUCAAAGCCAGCUGCGGGCUUGCAAACGCAAGCCCAGAGUCAUGAUCCUCACCGACAUAACCAACGAACCCGACGACUCGGAAUCACUUGUCCGCUACCUGCUCUACAGCAAUGAGUUAGACACACGCGGCCUUGUGGCCUGUACAUCCACGCACAUGAGGUCCCGCGUAGCUCCGUACGAGAUUGAGAGCAUCGUCAAUGGCUACGGCGAGGUUGUCGACAAUCUCAACGCCCACGCCCAUCCCGACAACCAAUACCCGAGCGCACAAAGCCUUCGGGAUAUGAUCAAGGUCGGCCCCCCGAUGUACGGAAAACUCGCAUUGGAGCCUUUCACUCUACUGAGCAGCGGCUCCCAGCUCAUCAUUGCUCGUGUUGACGAGUUCGAGGAGCCCCUUUGGGUGCUGCUCUGGGGUGGCGCCAAUACACUUGCACAGGCUAUCUCUCAUGUCGAGAAGACCAGAAACGUUUCGGCGUUCACUCACUUCAGGUCCAAGAUCAGAGUAUACGCCAUAUCUGACCAGGACGAUACUGGUGCCUGGAUCAGAGUCACAUACCCGGAUAUUUUUUACAUCUGCUCUAUUCAUGGCUGGUGCCAGUAUACUUCCGCAGCGUGGACAGGGGUCUCAGGACCGACCGAUCCCGGCGGUGCAGACCCUAGCCAGUUCACAAGGGAAUGGAUCAAGCACAAUAUCCAGAUCGGGCCUCUGGGUACUAAAUAUCCCGACUUCAAGUUCCUCGUUGAAGGCGAUACCCCGACGUUCCUGUAUCUCAUACAAAACGGCCUAAGCUCUCCAGAGCAUCCUCACUGGGGUAGCUGGGGCGGCCGGUACAGCUACUUUGAUCCGGCCAUGACGAGCAAUCAUUUUGCCGACGCAGCCGACAGUGUGGUAGGGAUGGAUGGGCGGACUUAUACCAGCAAUUUCGCCACCAUUUGGCGCUGGCGACGUGCCUUCCAAGACGACUUUGCAGCCCGUAUGCAGUGGACACUUACUAAUGAUCCUUGCAAGACCAAUCAUGCACCCGUCGUCUUUAUUAAUGAUAGUAAUGGUGGUUCUGAGCCUGUACUAAUAGAAGUAGAGGCUGGCGAGAAGCUUUUCCUCGAUGCCUCCAAGAGUUACGACCCAGAUGGAGAUGACAUCACCUUCAACUGGUUUCAGUACAAGGAACCAACCUCUGUACAGGGAUGGCCCGAAGUUCUCACUGGCGUUGAGAUCACUACUAUCGACUUGGAAGGUCCGGGGGAUAGGGUUGAAGUGCAAAUUCCAUGCCCCGAAGUGUCCGCUCAAGAGCCGAUUAGCGGUCAGGCAGUGGCUAAGGGCCAUGAAUACCAUAUCGUCCUGGAAGUUCGGGAUAACGGAGCGCCUAGUAUGACGACAUAUAAACGAGUCGUUAUACAAACUACGAACAAGGCUCUGCGUGGUAGUAGGGGGAGUGCGGUCGCAACAACUGCGGAGUGGCUGGAGCUGCGGAAAUAG
Molecule: messenger RNA, 1482 nt
Organism: Fusarium redolens
Lineage: Eukaryota; Fungi; Ascomycota; Sordariomycetes; Hypocreales; Nectriaceae
Exons: 1
Coding region: 1-1482 (493 amino acids)
Molecular function (GO): hydrolase activity, hydrolyzing N-glycosyl compounds
Source: RefSeq, a predicted model, not a curated record